GACAGCGUGUGGCGGGGACGCCCACUACUUGUUUGUAAGUGGAGUGAGCCGGACCACCGCCUCAGUGUCACUCCGCACUCCGGAGAACAGGGAAACACUUGAGUUUGUAGUAUUUCAGGUGGAAAUUCAGGUGUUGGGGGAUGUUUGUUCGAGGAGGUCUCAUUCGCUGACAGACCAACGUGCCCAAAAACUGAUUGGUCGGCGACUUUUACUACCAAACUUCCUCCCAGGUAUCGCUCAGUGUGGUGGCAUUUUCCCGGCAGUGCACGUGCUUCCUGCUCAGGAUGUCCUCAGGUGAGCCGGAGGAGAGGUGACCAUGGAGGCAAAUCUGAGCUAUACUCUGGCUCUGCUGCUGCUGGGCUGCUCCUUCAUCCACACGGUUAAUGGAAAGUUUCCUCACUGCCAGUUCCACUGGGAGAUGCAGAGAGCCAAGAAGGAGUGUGAGACGCUACUGCAGCAACAGACAGCUGCGAGCACAGGAUGUCUCGGCCAAUGGGACAACGUCUCGUGUUGGCAGAGCGCAGACUUCAACGAGGUGAGGACCCUCCCCUGCCCCUCCCCCAUCCUGCGCCUCUUUGGGAAAAACGGUAAUCUGAGCAGGAACUGCACACAGAGAGGCUGGUCUGACGUUUACCCCGUCGUCUCCGUCGCCUGCUGGUCCCCCCCCACUGAUGAACCCAGCGAGCUGAUCUUCUACAGAGUGGUGAGGAUCCUCUCCACUCUGGGCCACAGCCUGUCCCUCAUCACUCUGCUCACCAGCUCCAUCAUCAUCUGCUUGUUCAGGAGGCUCCACUGCACGAGGAACUUCAUCCAUCUGAACUUGUUUUUGUCCUUCAUGCUGCGAGCCGUUGCCGUGCUCAUUAAAGACGAGCUGCUCUUCUCAGACGACCAAAACACAGACUGCAGCACGCAGCCCUCGCUGGUGGGCUGUAAGGCCAGCCUUGUCUUCUUCAACUACUUCAUCAUGGCCAACUUCUUCUGGCUGCUGGUGGAGGGUCUGUACCUGCACACGCUGCUGCUCGUCAUCCACCGCUACUCCACCCGCCUCUCCACCUACAUGCUCAUCGGCUGGGGAAUCCCUUUUGUUUUCAUGGUAGCGUGGAUCAUAUGCAGGAUAAACCUGGAGGACACGAGUUGUUGGGAGAUGAACGAGAACCCUAUCCCCAACCGGCUGAUAAACUGGCCCAUCAUGGCGUCUGUCAUUAUCAACUUCAUCCUGUUCAUCAGCAUCAUCCGCAUCCUGGUGCAGAAACUGCGCUGCACUGAUGUCGGAGGAAAUGAGCAAUCACAAUACAGACGUUUGGCCAAGUCCACCCUCCUGCUGAUCCCUCUGUUUGGAGUGAACUACGUGGUGUUUGUCUACCUGGUGGAGCCCACUGACAAAAACAUGAAUCACAUCAAGAUCUUCUUUGACCUCGCCCUCGGAUCCUUCCAGGGUUUAAUUGUGGCUGUCUUAUAUUGUUUCCUCAACAGCGAGGUCCAGAGCGAGCUGAGGAGGACGUGGAGGAGUUUAUCUCUCAAGCGCUACGUGGGGCGGGACUACAGACCACAUGCUAUGUCAAUGAGCAGGAACGGCACCGAAAACUCUGCUCACUUCCCCAGAAACUCUCGAGCUCAGUCCAUCCUGCAGACUGAGACCACGGUGCUCUGACCGGGAGAAAAAACUGUUUUUAUAUAAAGACAUUCAGAAUUGAAGAUUACAUUCAGAGUUAAUCUGAAUUCCACUCUCACUUAAGGACUCUUGUAGACAUAUCGUUCGCUGCUGCAGGGACCGAACCUGUUUCCUGCAGAAGUUUCUGAAGCGAAGGACUUCUGGUUUCACGGCGUGUGCCUCCUGAUUCUCAUUUUAUUAAUGUAUAAAGCACAUGAGACAGUGCAUGCUGAAAUACAGCAGAACACACACCUGCAUCUUCCUUUCGUUUCAUUUAACGUUAGAAAAAGGAGAGGAUAUCAUCUGUUACAGUGAAGACAACUUUAGACUUUAAUAAUAAGUCUGGACUUCAUGAUUCACGGUGGUCAUGAUAUAUUUUAUUUUUCAUUAUGAAAGAGUCUUCAAAACAAAGAACAUUUAAACAACCCAAAAAUAAAUGAAUGUAUUAGAAAAUAUAUAUUGAAAUAUAUUGUUUUAUUGAAUUAAUAACCCAAAAAGUAAAUGUGAAAAUGUUUUGGCUUGUAACCUCUUAAAAUUAGGCAGCAUCUACUGGCGACCCUUAAAAUCUUUUUUAAAUGAUCCAGUAGUUUUCAAUUAAAAAAACGUGAAUGUGUUAAUGUUUAUGUACAGGAGGACAAAGGAGUUUUAUAAGCUUUUGCAUAAAUUGUAAUUGUAUAUGUUUUAUGUAUAAAUACUUUUAUCA
This is a messenger RNA of Trematomus bernacchii (emerald rockcod), 2354 nucleotides long. RefSeq names its product vasoactive intestinal polypeptide receptor 2-like. Lineage: Eukaryota; Metazoa; Chordata; Actinopteri; Perciformes; Nototheniidae. The coding region runs from base 317 to 1651 and encodes 444 amino acids. Gene Ontology annotation, molecular function: peptide hormone binding; G protein-coupled peptide receptor activity; vasoactive intestinal polypeptide receptor activity. The transcript has 13 exons. Gene Ontology annotation, cellular component: plasma membrane. The record is from RefSeq and is a predicted model, not a curated record. Gene Ontology annotation, biological process: cell surface receptor signaling pathway; adenylate cyclase-modulating G protein-coupled receptor signaling pathway.